GAAGAUCGCUGCGAUCAGUAGGGGACGUAAUUUCAACGGGAUAACACGUUCUAUUCUUUCUGUAUUCAUUAUUAUCUCACUGUUCAACGAGAUUGAGAAUUACAUAAAAUGGAACGCUGGUCUGGUAAAGUAGCUAUAGUUACUGGUGCAUCCAGUGGAAUUGGAUUAGGAAUAGCAAAAGCUCUCGUACAACAUGACGUCGUUGUCAUUGGAUUUGCACGAAGGAAAAAUAAAAUGCAGAACGAGAUGCAGGAUGUUCAUGGAAAAGGUAAAGGAAAGUUUUAUGCAUGCGAGUGUGACAUCUCCAAUCCUGAAAGUAUCGAGCAAGCCUUCGAAUGGGUCAAGAAAAAUUUUGGAGUAGUUCAUAUUCUGGUGAACAAUGCUGGAGUUUCAUCAAAUAAGAAAUUUAUGGAUUCGUCCAGAUCCGAUUGGAACAAAUUAUUUGRUGUCAAUGUGUUAGGAGCAAUCGAUUGUACGAAACGUGCCGCUAGAAUGAUGUUGGAUGCUAACGUAGAAGCUUGCAUUAUUAAUAUCAACAGUGUGGCAGGUCACAACGUAGUUUCUUUUCCGGGUAUGUCUUUAAAUAUGUAUUCAGCCACCAAAUUUGCUUUACGUGCUGCUACUGAAACCACUGCAAAGGAAUUGCAUGGUAGUAAAAUUCGAGUGACGAGUAUCAGUCCAGGAUUUGUAGCUACGGAUAUUAGUGAAGCCAAUGAUAUCGACAUAUCAAAURUGAGCGGGCAAGUACCCAUUUUGGAAUCUAGUGAUAUAGCAGAUGCAGUUAUUUAUAUAAUKGGAACUCCCCAACGCGUUCAUAUUACCGAAUUGAUUAUUAGACCAUUGGGAGAACUUAUGUAUGGAGGUCAAUAAUAGUAUUAAGUUUAACAUUUGAUUUGAGUAUUAUAUUGCUAUUUUCAUGGUUAUAAGACAUAUGAGGUACAAUUUUUGUAUUAAUGUAAAAUUUGACUAAGAACUAUAUUCAUAUUGGAUAWAUUUUGAACGUAUAUACAGUUACUUUAGAAUAAGAACGAAAUACUUAAUUUUUUUUAGAAUGCUUACUAUUUAAUGAGUUUAAUAUACAAUAUUAUUCGAUCAUAAUUUAAAUAACAUUAUUAUAAAUAAUAACACAUAAUAAUUUUUGUAAGUAUUAAAGGAGUAAUUAAAUCUUAAUCAUUUCAUAUCUAAA
Polistes canadensis is the source of this 1186-nucleotide messenger RNA. Its product is annotated as farnesol dehydrogenase-like. The coding region runs from base 109 to 870 and encodes 253 amino acids. Lineage: Eukaryota; Metazoa; Arthropoda; Insecta; Hymenoptera; Vespidae. The transcript is spliced from 5 exons. The record is from RefSeq and is a predicted model, not a curated record.